AUGGAAGGGCUAUGGAGACGAAGACAGAAUAAUCCCUCAGCUCCAAGGAAGCUUAGAAGCAUAGAUUUGAACCUUUUUAAUUCCCCCCCUCAACCUAUGCCUGAAAAUUUAACUACUACCUCUAAUAUUUGGUCGAGCCUGGAAGUCGAGCCUUAG
Molecule: messenger RNA, 156 nt
Organism: Serpula lacrymans var. lacrymans S7.9
Lineage: Eukaryota; Fungi; Basidiomycota; Agaricomycetes; Boletales; Serpulaceae
Exons: 2
Coding region: 1-156 (51 amino acids)
Source: RefSeq, a predicted model, not a curated record